Molecule: messenger RNA, 3670 nt
Organism: Syngnathus typhle (broad-nosed pipefish)
Lineage: Eukaryota; Metazoa; Chordata; Actinopteri; Syngnathiformes; Syngnathidae
Product: exostosin-1a-like
Exons: 12
Coding region: 835-3045 (736 amino acids)
Cellular component (GO): membrane
Molecular function (GO): glycosyltransferase activity
Source: RefSeq, a predicted model, not a curated record
ACAUGGCAGAGCAACGUCACAUCCUCCAGUUCAGCGGCGGUCCUUUGCCUCUGCUUAGUGUCCAACUUACUUUUGUUUCAUGAAUUUGAGAGACGCUGAUUUCAAUCUGAAUCUGUUAAGGACGUGAGAGAUCAUUGGGAAAUUAAUUAUUUUGUACCAACAAGGGGAGCCGAGGAGAAGUUGGCAUGUGUUUGGGAUAUCAGCGAGUCUGUCUUCACUUUCAAACGGACGAUAAGCUCCUUUCGAUGUUUACAAAGCUAGCAGGCUAACCGGGGCAAUGUUGUGAGAUCUUUGCUGGUGGCCAGCCAGAGUCGUUUGAUCCUAACAUGUCAAGUCAACAAACUCCAAACAAGACAUGUGUGCCUUAGCAAUUCUCUUGGCACUUGCCUUUGAAAUGCGUGAUGUUAAACCUUGGAGGCUCCAACGUUAGCUUGUGUCCGAAAGGAGCAAAGAGUUGGGUUUGCAAGAACUGCGUGCACGACCGAGCAUUGGGUUCGGUGGUUUUCGCGUAAGUUUAGGGGUUUUGCUGCGUUGGGGGUUUUGGAGUCCUAUAGGCUUUCUGGUCGAAAUGGAGACUGGCUGAAAAUUGAAAGUAGCGCUCCCUCCAUACGUCGAUGUCGCUCGUCCCGCCGGCCGGCUGGGGGUAAACGGAAUGAAUAGUAGAAAUCGCCCACAUGCUUUGGAUCAGCUGCCGGACUUGCGAAAGGCAUCCGAAGCAGAAGGUGGCAAAGUUGCAAGGCGAUGGCGGCGGAACUCUCCCACAAGCGUUGGUAAAGCGACGGGACUCUUUGGCUUGCUCUAUCCCCGAACAUCUUGGCUCACGUCGUAGAACACAUGCAGGCCAAAAAACGUUACUUCAUUUUGGUCUCUGCCGGCGCGUGUCUUCUUCUGCUCUUUUGUUUCGGGGCUAUCCAAGUGCCACUUUCCAGACGAAGUCUGAGCCGGCGUGAUGCGGGUACUUUAUUGCCCGCAGCACGGUGGCGUCGCUCGGCCGGGCUCGUUGAACCUUACAGCGCCGGGGAACAAGACUCCAAGGACGAUGUGAAUGAGCUGAGACUGAGAGACUCGCUCCCUGAGCUUUUCUCUGAGAAGCCAUGCAGAAUGGAGUCCUGCUUUGACUUCUCUCUUUGUGAGAGAAAUGGCUUCAAAGUUUACAUCCAUCCCCAGCAGAAGGGAGAGAAAAUGUCCGAGAGCUACCGGAACAUUUUGUCAUCGAUUGAAGGCUCCAGGUUUUUUACGCCAGACCCAAGCCAGGCGUGUGUGUUUGUCCUCGGUUUGGACACGCUGGACAGGGACCAGCUGUCGGCGCAAUACGUGCCCAACCUGAAAACAAAAGUCCAGAGUCUUCCUCAAUGGAACCAGGGUCAAAACCACAUCAUCUUCAACUUGUACUCUGGCACCUGGCCCGACUACACGGAAGACCUGGGCUUCGACAUUGGCCUGGCCAUGUUGGCAAAGGCCAGCAUCAGCACCGGGAACUUUCGGCCCAAAUUUGAUAUCUCCAUCCCCCUUUUCUCAAAAGAACACCCCAGGACAGGAGGGGAACGGGGAUACCUCCGAUACAACGCCGUCCCCCCAUUCAGGAAGUACUUGCUGGUGUUCAAGGGAAAGCGAUAUUUAACCGGCAUAGGCUCUGACACCAGGAACGCCUUGUAUCAUGUGCAUAACGCCGAGGACGUGGUCCUUCUCACCACUUGCAAGCACGGGAAGGACUGGCACAAGCAUAAAGAUGCACGCUGUGACAAAGACAAUGCCGAGUAUGACAAGUACGACUACAGAGAGAUGCUCUCCAACUCCACUUUCUGUCUUGUUCCACGAGGACGUCGGCUGGGUUCUUUCCGCUUCUUAGAGGCGUUGCAGGCAGCCUGUGUCCCGGUGACGCUAAGUAACGGCUGGGAAUUGCCUUUCUCCGAGAUCAUUGACUGGAAGACGGCCGCUGUGAUUGGUGAUGAAAGGCUACUUCUUCAGGUUCCCUCAACGCUUCGCUCCAUUCACCAGGAGAAGAUUCUCUCCCUGAGGCAGUAUACCCAAUUCUUUUGGGAGGCCUACUUCAACUCUGUGGACAAAAUAGUUUGGACCACAUUGGAGAUCAUCCAAGACCGGGUGCUUCAGCACAAGUCCAGAAGUAAGCUCAUGUGGAACAGUCUGCCCGGUGGUCUUUCCGCCUUGCCCCAGUACUCCACCUACCUUGGAGACUUCCCUUUCUACUACGCUAAGCUUGGAAUGGUGACGUCCCCCAAGUUUACAGCUGUCAUUCACAUAGUGAGCCCACUGGUGUCGCAGUCCCAGCCAGUCAUGAAGCUGCUCACAGCUGUCGCCAAAUCGCAGUACUGUGCACAGGUGAUAGUCGUGUGGAACUGUGGCAAAUCUCUUCCCGCCAACCACCGCUGGCCCGUCACCUCACUUCCUGUCAUUGUCAUUGAGGGGGAAAACAAGGUUAUCAGCAGCCGCUUCCUUCCCUACGACAUCAUCCCCACGGACGCAGUGCUCGGUCUGGACGAGGAUGCUGUGCUUUCCACCGCAGAGUUGGAAUUCGCCUUCACAGUGUGGCGAAGUUUCCCCGAUCGUAUCGUCGGGUACCCGGCUCGCAGCCACUUCUGGGAUAGCGACAAGGAGCGUUGGGGCUACACCUCCAAAUGGACCAACGACUACUCCAUGGUGCUGACCGGAGCCGCCGUCUAUCACAAAUACUACCACUACCUGUACACGACAUACCUUCCGGCUAGUCUGAAGAGCACGGUGGACCAGAUGUCAAACUGUGAGGAUAUUCUGAUGAAUUUCCUGGUGUCCUCUGUCUCCAAGCUGCCCCCCAUCAAAGUGACGCAGAAGAAACAAUACAAGGAAACCAUGAUGGCUCAGAGCUCCCGGGCUUCCCGCUGGGCCGACCCGGACCAUUUUGCUCAGCGUCAGACUUGUAUGAACAAGUUUGCCCACUGGUUUGGCACCAUGCCGCUGGUUCAUUCUCAGAUGAGACUCGACCCGGUCCUCUUUAAAGACCAGGUGUCCAUACUGAGGAAGAAGUACAGGGACAUCGAGAGACUAUAACCCUCUCUGGACGUUGCUGAGAAAGGGGUGUCCGUCCGGUUCUUCUGUUGGAUCAGUGGAGAAGCACGUACGGAUGAGAGAGAGAGAGAGAGAGAGAGAGGGGGGGGGGGGGGGGACGCGGCAAGAUGCAGCGGAAGACUGCACACACCUCGUCCUCUCUCUCUCACUCUCUCUCUCUCUCAUGUUUGGGCAGUAGCAGAGUACGCAGCGCCAUCUCUCUUUGAAGGCACCGAAGACCUAAAAUGGACAAAUCAGAAAUGGAAUAGCCCGCGUCUUGGAAUUGGAUGCUUUUCUUUUGUUUGUGCUCCAAAUAGUAACAUACUACUGCAGCGUUCUGAAACUCCUCCCCUCAGUAUACAGUACUAUGCACACGUUCAUGAACGUUUAAAAAUGAAGAGGAUAACACUAUUUUGGAUGCGUUUUUAUAGUUCUAGUGUUUUUUUAUGAUGAUGAUGAUGAUUAUUGUUGUUGUUGUUGUUAAUGAUACAGCGCUCCACCCACUGUUUCACAUCCAGUGGCCGGCCUGAGGAGAGCAGUGACAAGCCCUUCACCAUAUUUCAUAUGCUCAGUGCCUCAACACUAGCCUUUUCAUUUGCAAGUCUAAAUAAAAAGAUGUGAUCCAAAA